Olea europaea var. sylvestris is the source of this 1478-nucleotide messenger RNA. RefSeq names its product thiamine phosphate phosphatase-like protein. The record is from RefSeq and is a predicted model, not a curated record. Gene Ontology annotation, molecular function: phosphatase activity. Bases 111 to 935 code for a protein of 274 amino acids. The transcript is spliced from 5 exons. NCBI's taxonomy places the organism in Eukaryota, Viridiplantae, Streptophyta, Magnoliopsida, Lamiales, Oleaceae.
GGGCGUUGGUUGGUGACUGUUCUUAAAAAUUGGUGAUCAAUUACCCUAAAAAAAUACAUGAAUAAUGAGUAAUUAGUUUGCAUCCACUCCAGCUGUGGCCGCCACCGAAAAUGGCUGGAAAAAUCUUGAUAAUAUUCGACUUUGAUCGGACUCUGAUCGAAGAGGAUAGCGAUAGAUGGGUCUUGACAAAUAUGGGCCUCACCAAUCUGUUCUAUCAGCUCCAAUCUACCUUACCCUGGAACUCUCUUAUGGAUUCGAUGCUGGAGGAGAUACAUUUACAAGGGAAAACGGUUAAUGAUAUUGAAGAGUGUUUGCAGCAGGUUCCGCUGCAUACACGGAUAGUUGAAGUAACUAAAACAGCUCAUGCUCUCGGAUGUGACCUGAAGGUGGUUAGUGACUCCAAUGCGUUUUAUAUCAGAACUAUUUUGGAACAUUAUGGAAUAUAUAAUUGUUUCUCGGAAAUCAUCACAAACCCAAUCGUCGUAGAAGAUAGGGGCAGGCUUAGGAUCUUUCCCUAUAAUGACAUGGAUUCUCCUCAUAGCUGCGAUCUCUGUCCUCCUAACUUGUGCAAGGGGGGUGUGAUAGAGCGUAUCCAAUCCUCAAUUUCUGAAAGCGAAAGGAAAAGAUUAAUUUAUGUCGGAGAUGGGAGAAACGAUUUCUGCCCAACUUUGAAGCUUGAUGCAGGAGAUUUUGUGAUGCCAAGAAUGAACUUCCCUUUGUUUGAUCGUAUUUUGAACAAUCGUGCUCUUGUCAAAGCAAAAGUUCAUGAGUGGAGCAAUUGGGAAGAACUCGCAACUAUCCUACACGAACUUAUUAAUUAUAUCUCCAAUGAAGAGGAAGUCGAAUGUCGUACAGCCAACCAACUGAAUUCGGUAGAGUAUAAUAAUGAGGCUCCAGGAUCCACUAAUGAACCACUCACUGUUGUCACUGAUUGACUAAUGGGAAGCUGUCCAGUGACUAUGCUAGAAACAUCAAAGUCAGACUGGCGGGUACAUUGGAACUUUGAUUUUUGAUGAAGGAUGGCUUUCUACUUUUAUUGACCUUAUUGGCAAGGCCUCUGAAGUCUCCAUAAAAUACUUUCAGACCAAAUACAGAUUUCUGUGGCAGAGGAAACUCUAGUGAGAGCUGGGCUUCUUCGUGACCAUCCAGUUUUCAUUAUUCAAUUACUGUGUGCUAAUGGUUUCGUAAUCGCAUUGUGGGAUUUGCAAGUUAUUAUUCGCGAGAUUCAAAUGCUAAAUAAACGAGUUUUCGUUGCACAUUAUACACUUCGUUUCCUUAUGUUUGUGGGCAAAAUUUGGUAUCAGAUCCUUUUGAUUAUUUUGUAACGAAGGUAGUACCUAACCUAGAAUGUUAGCUAUUCCCAGGGAAUAGAGUAUGGGCCAGUACCCAUCAAUCUGACGAGUGAACCGCUCUCCCAGAUAAUACUCCCAGCUCUCAGGGCCGAAAAGAAUCAGUCUGAAUGAAGUUUAUCUUCCACA